AGUCGACUCCAACCGAAUCGAGCAAUGAGUCGAAUGAAAGCCGAAGCGAGCUGAGUGAACGGACUGUGAAGUCACGUGACAGUCACGUUAGUAAGCUCAAGAUGGCUCCUCUAGCGGAAGAACACUUCAGUUCAUUACAGCUCCUGUUAAAGGCUCCAUCCAAAGAUGUUGUGCGACAGAUAUGCGUGGACAGUUUCCCCUCGCGAGCGCACGAGUCACAGAGUCUGGUGGACGGCACCGCUCGAGCCCUGUCCGUGUCCAGUGCCGAGGCCAUGCAGGUGCUGACGGCAUUUCAUCUGCUUUCACAUCAUGUGGUGUUCCACGGUUUUACAGCACCAGAACAAAUCCAGUCUGUUUUCCCGGCCACGUUCCACUCGAACCUCAAAAACCUCAUCACUAAGAUCCUGCUAGAGCAAAGCGCGACAUGGAGAAAUGAGGCUUUGUCCAGUCAGAUUUCUCUGCCCCGGCUCGUAGAUUUGGAGUGGAGGGUGGACGUGAAGGCGGCGUCGGACUCCGUCAGCCGCAUGGCUGUGCCUACCUGCGUCCUGCACAUGAAGAUCCAAGACGGAGGCAAUGUGAGCAGCAGCACGAGCGAGUCUUCAGUCACUGUGGAACUCAGCAAAGAAACUUUGGACACGAUGCUAGACGGCCUGGGACGCAUCCGAGACCAGCUCUCCGCCGUGGCUGGGAAAUAAGACCCACGCGUCAUUACCUUUUUUUUUUUUUUUUUUUUUUU
This is a messenger RNA of Ictalurus punctatus (channel catfish), 736 nucleotides long. It is a transcript of the gene commd9, whose product is annotated as COMM domain containing 9. The transcript is spliced from 6 exons. The coding region runs from base 102 to 695 and encodes 197 amino acids. Lineage: Eukaryota; Metazoa; Chordata; Actinopteri; Siluriformes; Ictaluridae. The record is from RefSeq and is a predicted model, not a curated record.